Pollicipes pollicipes is the source of this 1104-nucleotide messenger RNA. RefSeq names its product nuclear RNA export factor 1. Gene Ontology annotation, cellular component: nucleus. Bases 1 to 1104 code for a protein of 367 amino acids. Gene Ontology annotation, biological process: poly(A)+ mRNA export from nucleus. The record is from RefSeq and is a predicted model, not a curated record. Lineage: Eukaryota; Metazoa; Arthropoda; Thecostraca; Pollicipedomorpha; Pollicipedidae. Gene Ontology annotation, molecular function: RNA binding; protein binding. The transcript has 8 exons.
AUGCUGACCGUGGACGACGGCGUGAAGACAGAGCUACAGCAGGCACUCAGCAACCGCUACACACCGGCCAACCGCACACUGAACCUAGGCCAGUUCCACGCCGACCCCUAUAUCCGGGGCAAGGGCCUGUACCUGCCGCUGUCGCGGCAAAACGUGGUCUCCGCCGUCAUCGACAUCAUCGUCGCCAACAUCCCCGAGGUGAUGGGCAUCAACCUGUCCAAGAACAAGCUGACCAGCCUGGUGCCCUUCAAGCCGCUGAAGAACUCCUGCGCCGACCUUAAGGCGCUGGACCUCAGCCACAACUUGAUGGGCACCGUGGGCCUGCUCGACUCGCUGUCGGGGAUGCCGCUGGUCGAACUCAACCUGGACGGCAACAAACUGUGCGACGGCUUCACGGAGAAGGCCGACUACAUCAGCGCCGUGCGGAAGCGCUUCCCCAAGAUCGUCCUGCUGGACAACGUGGAGCUGCCUCCGCCGAUCGAGUUUGACGUGGAGGACGACAGCGUGGCGGCCAAGAAGUUGCCCGAGUCGAAGAGCUCGUUCUUCUGCGGCUCGCAACCGCGCGACAUCGCGCUCAUGUUCCUGAAGCAGUACUUCGACGUGUUCGACGCUGACAAGCGGGACGCCCUGAUGGACGCGUACCACGAGCGGUGCCGCUUCAGCCUCAGCGUGUCGCUGCCGCCGCGCAACAGCUCCGACAGGCUGCACACCUGGAUGUCGGACAGCCGGAACCUGCAGCGCACGGCGCGCGAACGGCAGGCGGCACUGCUGCGCUCCGGCAAGCUGGAGGUGCUCGGCGCGCUGGCCCGCCUGCCCAAGACGCAGCACGACUCCAACUCGUUCACCGUCGACGUGCCCGUGGCGAACGAGCGUCUGAUGCAGAUCAGUGUGUGCGGCGUGCUGAAGGAGCGCGAGGAGCGGCACACGCCCGUGCGCGCCUUCUCGCGCGUGUUCGUCAUCGUGCCGCACGGCCAGGGGUUCUGCGUCAUCAACGAGAUGCUGGUCGUCACGCCGGCCACCACGGAGCAGAUCAAGGUGGGGGCGGACCGCCACGCGGUGGCGCAGCGGGAUGGAGCACUCUGGGCCGCUGGUGCGCACUGCUGA